AUGAAUGGAAUAUAUAAAGCCAUCUCUCGGCAACUAAGUCGUUUUGGCAUCUCCGUCGCCCAAAAGCCCGCAUCGUCACUGCGCGUAAGUCUAUGUCGAGUAAAGGACCCAGUACCCGUGGAACGAAUAAGUGACGUCAUUUACCGUAUACCGUCCGCUGGUUGCCCUUGUGUUUAUAUUGACCACACAGGCCGACGCCUUGAGACUCGCAUCAAGGAACAUAAGUCAGCCGUUGGCCUACGGUACCGUUUAUCGCUCAUAGUUGCGUACUUUCUUGAGUGUGAUCGCUUCAAUUUGGAUGACACCGACAUGAUCGCAAUGGCUAAUACGCGACAAGCGAGAGAAUUCCUCGAAGCUUGGCACUUGAGCCCGGCUAGUAUAAACAGACACGUAGAGAUUGACUCACACUAUACCGGUUUUUGUGCAUGGUCAAUUUAUCUGGUCUCAGCCUGA
This is a messenger RNA of Dibothriocephalus latus, 453 nucleotides long. The record is from the annotation of a GenBank genome assembly. Lineage: Eukaryota; Metazoa; Platyhelminthes; Cestoda; Diphyllobothriidea; Diphyllobothriidae.